AUGCAACAAGAAGCGACAGCAGUUAGUGACUCCAAAAAUACCGACAUCCCACAACAGUCAGAGUUAAAUAAAAUUAAAAAUGAUACCAAAAUAAAUUCUAAAAAAAAAUUGGUUAAGAGUGUCAAUCGCAGAACUCAAUUACCUGUCAAGUGUCCUAAAAGAUUACCUUCAAAGUCCUCUGUUAGGAUUUUAGGAAACAAAGUCCCAAGACCGAUAAAAAAAGAUGUCAAAAAUUCUCAACUGCCGUGCGUUAGUGGACCCACUUGCUAUGAAUCGAGAAAAAGCGUUUCGUUAAUUGAAUUGUCGCCUGCUAAAAUGAACACCAGAUUAAUUGAUAGGCCAGAAGAAAAAAGCGUAUUUGACAUGGACAGAGACAAAAUUUGUAGCCUAGAUGAUGUGUCCAAAAAAACUUGGCUAGAUGCCAGUAAUGGUAAUAUUAAUAUUAAUAGUAUCAAUAAUUAUAACAAUGAGAGCAAUAGCAAAGAUUUGGAAGUAAUAAUGAAGAAGAAAGCCGCGAGCAUUGUUUGCCAUACGCUGAUAAUAAAUGCAUGGAGACGCAGGCGUGAGGAAGUAAUCGAUCUUAAUGGGAUUAUUGAACAGCUACGUCAGCAAAUAGAUCACUUGCAGUUGCAGAUUGUUGUAUUGAGACGAUUACUGGACACCGAGAAUAGCCGGGUCGGUAAACUUGGCGCCCAAGUUCAUCGCGCUAAAAUACAGCUUGACAGUAUUACUAAAGAAAAGGAAACUCUUACUAAUGAAAAUAAAAAAUUAAAAAGUGAUUUGAAUUCAUUAAAUCAAGUAACUGAAGAACAAAAAAUUACAAUUGAAAACUAUAAAAAUGAAUUAUUAAGUACCAAAAAUCAGGUAAAGGCUGUUGAUACGCAGAUUAUGAAAGACAGAGAAAAAUUAUUAAAAUUGAGGGAUGAUAAGCAAAUUUUAUUGGACAAGCUUGCGAUGUAUGAAAAAAUUUCAACUGAACGCGAGGAGCGGAUGGAGAGAGCUGAGAACAAUGUGGAAGAGUUGACAAACAAGUUAAAUAUUCACAUAGCUAUUGUUGAAAGUUUGAAAGAAGAAAAGCAACAACUUGUCAAGAAUUUAGAGGGUAUUGAAAAGAAGAAAAUAGAAGCGGAAAAAAUUUUAUUAGUCAGCGAGGAUCGCGAAAAAGUAUUGAGCUUGCGGAUAAGUAAUCUCGAAAUACAGUUGAGUGAUCGCGAAACUGCGUUACGUAAGAUUGAAUCUGUUUAUAGAUCUCAGCUGACUGAAAUUCAUGACUUAAGAGAAAAAUUACUGAAACAAAGCCAAGUAUGUGGAUGGAGUAGUAGAGUUUUGCAAAUAGCAGGAAGUGUUGUAAGAGCACCGCAAGUUAUUUUACGUACUCUUUCAUUCUUAGCAUUCGGCGGAAUUCCUUCGCGUCCAUAAAAAUUUUUUUUAUAUAACUUUAAUAUAAAUAAAAAAAAAUCAAAUUAUUUAAUGACAAACAACAAAUUAGAAUUGAUAUUAAACAUUAUCAAAAUGCAAGAUUUUAAAAUAGUCACCAUCGAUUUAAACUAUAGAAUCUUCGCACAUAUAUCAAUGUCAGAGUUAAAAUAGAAACGUUUUUUUUUGUCAUGAAAAAAAAAUUUUUGGGCUUUAUAAAGAAAUCAAAGCUAGUUAAAUUACUAAUGCAUCAAUUAUUAUUAAUUUUUUUAUACUAGCAUUAUAUAUGUGUAUAUGUAACAAGAUAAUUAAA
This is a messenger RNA of Cotesia glomerata, 1729 nucleotides long. Its product is annotated as nuclear matrix constituent protein 1-like. The coding region runs from base 1 to 1419 and encodes 472 amino acids. The transcript is spliced from 6 exons. The record is from RefSeq and is a predicted model, not a curated record. Lineage: Eukaryota; Metazoa; Arthropoda; Insecta; Hymenoptera; Braconidae.